ACAUGGCAGGUAGCAGAUAAUGUCGCCAGUGAAGCUCCCACUGCUCUAGUGUAUUUAAACAGAACAACAACAAAUGCAAUAGCAGGCAUGCCAGCAGCCUGAGUCACUCUGUCUGCUUUCCCAAUCGGCAUUCCCUUUAUAUUAUUUGGUUACUUUGUCCCACCCUCCUCAUGGAUUAUUAUUGUACAGUUCUCGACUUACAUGAGCAGUUCAUUAGGGCUGGAACUUCAAUUAUAUUUUGUGCAAUACUGUAGUACGAAUAAGUGAGAAUAGGUAAGAUUCUAGAGGGUUUUUGCAAGAGUCAAGGAUAUUCCUUGGUGUCUUUGGCAACAGAUCCCCUGCCCUGACUCUUUGUCAGGACACUUUUGUCAACUGUCCUCCCUUACCUGCAGAUGUCAGUGGAAAAGGUUAUUUAAACAGUGUAAUCAGAGCAAAAGGCAGGGGGUGAUGUGUGUCAGUGUGUGCUGUCUGUCAUGGCAGGGCCUCCUGCAGCUGAGAGAAGAGAAGCAGCUGGAGCUGUCCCUGGAGGCACUCAUCAGUCAGGUGGCUGACCUGAAGAACUCCUUGGUCAGUUUUAUCUACAAGCUGGAGAAUGAGUACGACCGGCUCACUUGGCCUUCAGUUCUGGACAGCUUUGCAUUGCUCUCCGGGCAGCUGAACACCUUGAACAAAGUGCUAAAGCAUGAGAAGACCCCACUAUUGCGAAACCAGGUUAUCAUACCCCUGGUGCUGUCUCCAGACCGCGAUGAGGAGAUCAUGCGGCAGACAGAGGGGCGUGUGCCGGUGUUCAGCCAUGAGGUGGUGCCUGACCAUCUUCGAACUAAGCCUGACCCUGAAGUGGAGGAGCAGGAGAAGCAGCUGAUCACGGAUGCAGCUCGAAUUAGCCCUGAUGUGGCACAGAAACAGAUCCAAAGUCUGAACAAAAUGUGCUCAAAUCUGCUGGAGAAAAUCAGUAAAGAGGAGCGUGAAUCUGAAAGUGGAGGUUUAAGACAGAACAAGCAGACUUUCAACCCUGCAGAUACCAACGCGCUGGUAGCAGCUGUGGCCUUUGGGAAAGGACUGUCAAACCGGAGGCCCCCUGGCUCUGGAGGAUCUGUCCAGUCAGGCCAGCCAGGAGCUGGUGCCAUCAUUGCAGGCGCUUCAGGCAUGCAGCAGGUCCCAAUGUCAGGUGCACCAGCUCAGCAGCAGCCAAUGCUGGCAGGAGUGCAGAUGGCACAAGCAGGACAGCCAGGAAAAAUGCCAACUGGCAUAAAAACAAACAUCAAAUCUGCCGCAAUGCAUCCGUACCAGAGAUGAGCUGAGAUGCACCAGGCCCAGGGAACAGCAGUUACCAGCAUUGCUCCUGCUGCAGCCACCACACCUGGCUUGUGUGGAGCUUGCUGGUGGCCAUGUCUCCUGGACACAAGUACUUUUCAGUCAGAGCAGAGGACUUUGCUUCUGGUAUUGAUCCUAUCUUCUUAAGUUCUGGCCUGGAGAACAACUACCCUUUCCUGAUACAGAACCUGAAAAGCUUUGUGGAGCUCUCUGCUCCUUGUUUCUACUUGUUCACUCGCACUGUUUGCUUUACUCCCUCUUGUUGAAUAAAGACCUUGUUAUGCACACUGUGA
This is a messenger RNA of Strigops habroptila (Kakapo), 1607 nucleotides long. RefSeq names its product mediator complex subunit 8 (gene MED8). The record is from RefSeq and is a predicted model, not a curated record. Bases 448 to 1296 code for a protein of 282 amino acids. Gene Ontology annotation, molecular function: RNA polymerase II cis-regulatory region sequence-specific DNA binding; transcription coregulator activity. Gene Ontology annotation, cellular component: core mediator complex; mediator complex. The transcript has 7 exons. Lineage: Eukaryota; Metazoa; Chordata; Aves; Psittaciformes; Psittacidae. Gene Ontology annotation, biological process: regulation of transcription by RNA polymerase II.